UGAGACACGGCCCGAAGCCCACCCGGAGAAAACCCUAGCACGCCACAACCAUAAAACCACACCCCUCUCCCACCCGCCGCCGCCACUCGCCGCAACAUCUCUCGCUACGAUAGGGAGCACGCCGCCGAAGCCCUAGCUCCCCCUUCCACCGCCAAAAUGGUGAAUGUUCCUAAGACCAAGAAGACCUACUGCAAGAACAAGGAGUGCAAGAAGCACACUCUUCACAAGGUCACUCAGUACAAGAAGGGUAAGGAUAGCCUGUCUGCCCAGGGAAAGCGUCGUUAUGACCGCAAGCAGUCAGGAUAUGGUGGUCAGACCAAGCCCGUCUUCCACAAGAAGGCCAAGACCACCAAGAAGAUUGUGCUGAAGCUGCAGUGCCAGAGCUGCAAGCACUAUUCCCAGCACGCUAUCAAGAGGUGCAAGCAUUUUGAGAUUGGUGGAGACAAGAAGGGCAAGGGAACGUCUCUUUUCUAAGCUGCUCAUCACCUAUCUGGAGUUGUGGGGUCUACUGUUCUUAAAGCUUGUCAAAUUUCAAUGUAACUAGCAGACCGUGCUAUGUAAUCCAAAUUCCAUGUCUGACUUCUGGCUAAGUGAAAAUUUGUAGCUUGAAUCUGCCUUCAAUCCAUACUUGUUUGAUUUUGCUCUAGCUUGUUUAUCGUGUGCCUUCGAGGCGUUUAAUAUUUUCUUUUACGGCAA
Phragmites australis (common reed) is the source of this 696-nucleotide messenger RNA. RefSeq names its product large ribosomal subunit protein eL42z/eL42y. The coding region runs from base 157 to 474 and encodes 105 amino acids. Lineage: Eukaryota; Viridiplantae; Streptophyta; Magnoliopsida; Poales; Poaceae. Gene Ontology annotation, biological process: translation. Gene Ontology annotation, cellular component: ribosome; cytosolic large ribosomal subunit. Gene Ontology annotation, molecular function: structural constituent of ribosome. The transcript is spliced from 4 exons. The record is from RefSeq and is a predicted model, not a curated record.